Molecule: messenger RNA, 2147 nt
Organism: Astrephomene gubernaculifera
Lineage: Eukaryota; Viridiplantae; Chlorophyta; Chlorophyceae; Chlamydomonadales; Astrephomenaceae
Source: the annotation of a GenBank genome assembly
GUAGAACUUCACAAGACGUCCAGAGCUGCUGGCUAUGUCACUUCCUCACGCUUUAGGAACCCAUGGACUCCAUGCCUGCUAAGCUAGACCCCAUGACUUGGUUACUCCUGUAAUUGCUUCCUUUUCGUUUUACUAAUAAUUUGACUUGUUGCUGGCUUGGUUACUAGGAUGCCCGCACGCUUUUGGAAGUAGGAUUAAUAAGUAAGGAGACGCAACGUUAGGAUGACAGCGUAUACAUUUUGCAGACUGUUACGGGAAUACGGGCGUAGAUAGGCCUGAUGGCGUAACUAGCAGCCUGGCUUCACGCGUCAACUGCUACGCUGGCUCAUUAUCCCAGCGACCCGGCCGUAUCCCCAUCGCAUCACCACCUGCGCGCAAACACCUCAAGCAGAGGGGAAAUUACGAUUAAUCGCCCCGGCAAAGGCGGAUACGCCGACGAGUCCUCAUGCGCCAUCCCGCGGCCUUCCCAGCCUGACCUCAACGGAGCCCUCACCCAACCGCCGCCUCCACCGCUUGCGGCAUCAACGGCGGAGGCGGCAGCCCUAGCGCGCCGCAUCGCCGCCGCAGCCAAUAGCCGCAGACCCACAUCCGCCAAGACCUCCACCUCCUCCGCCACCGCCGCUCCCAUCCAACGCACCUUGCCGCCUAGAAGCCCAGCCCAGCGACCACCCGUCAACAACCCACAUGCACCCCCUACCUCCCAACCCGCCUCUUCCUCCCAACAAUACCCACACUCCAACAGCGGCAGCGAGCGGGUCGGCAGCGGGGGCAAUGUGGCCCCAGGCGGGGCCAGUGCCGCGCACUGUAUCACCACCAGCAGGACACCCCAUGUCGCUGGCACCUCUGCCCCGAGGGGCGGCUCAGGUGUCCAGGGCGCCUCAGCCACGACUGCGUACGGAAGUAACAGCAACACCAAUAACAGCAGCAGCGACGGCGGCGGCCGCGCUGGUGCAGGCAGUGCCACUGCUGCUAGGAGUGCGGCUGGCGGCAGCGGUGAUGACGUGGUGAGCAUUCUGCCCCUGGAUCAGCAGGUGGCCCACUAUGCGGCGCGGGGGGCCCAGGCGGCGGCGGGGGGCGACCCGCUGAGAGCUGCCAUGGCAGUGCACCUGCUCAACGGCUGCCUCCUCCGCGCCCCCAGCUACGAUGUCGCCACCCGGCUCGCUGCCUCCGCCGCCACCGCCGCCCCCGGCCUCCUCCCAGCCCUGGUGGAGUCCGCAUGCGAGGGCGCCCCGCACAGCCUGCUCGCCUUCAGCACCCUCUCCUACCUCGUCCUCUCACCUCCUGUCGUACAACGCCUUCUCUCCGCCGGACUAGUUGCCGUACUCCUUGGCCAGCUUCGUGCAGCUUCCUCCGCUCCCCUGGAGCAGCAGCUGCUGGUUUCGGCGCUGGGGUUGCUGGUCACUCUGGUGCGGGUGGAUGGAGGAGCUAGGGAGCGGGUGGCGGGCAGCCGGGGGGUGGCGGGGGCGGUGGCGGGGGUGCUGGGGCGGUGCGAGGGGGAGGCGGUGCGGGGGCCGGCGCUGGGGCUGCUGCAGGAGCUGGUGAUGACGCGGAAGGGUCUUGACCAGGUGCUCAAGUGCGAGGCGCUUCGUACGGCUCUGGACAAGAUGUGUGGUAGUGAUGGCGAUGCUGGCGGUGGUAGUGGUGGUCAGAGGGAGAGCGACGCAGCUGGGCAGGAGGACAACAGCCGACAGAGGAGAGAGGGCGGACAACGGCAAGAACAAGCGCAACCUCGGCAGCAGCAGCAGCGGGGACUGCAGCAGCAAGCGAGGUUGUUGCGCUCCACGAUCGCAGCACUGGCCAAAAUAAUGAAGUAAGGCGUUGUAACGUGUUUCGUACCCUAGUAAUACGAGUUGUGGGGGAAGUUGAGGAGCUGCGGAUGAAAAGCGGCUGCGGAGUGCGUGUGAUGCUGGGAUCGUGUGGGUUCGUCAGGCGUCUUUGCUGUCCAGGCGGUUUGAAGCGAUGUCUGGCCUGUGAGAACAUUACCUAGCUGCCUCGGGAGGUGGCGAGACGCUAUGGAGGUAAUGAGCCGGAUUCGUCCCAUCAGCAGCAUGGGGGUAUGACUGGCGGAGGGCUGGAUCCCUUCGGCUACGCUAGGAUGGCACGCUUCCCUGAUAGGGGCACGCUCCUGCACGCUCCUGCAUGAUCCU